AUGGAGUCGAAAGAACUUGACCAUGCAUUUAGCCCUGCUGAACGCAUUGAGCAACUCAACGAAAUCGACCAGGAUGUGAUAAAGCUUCUCCGUGCUGCAGGUCUUGCAAUCCAAGCCUUGACUAACACCCCUCUUCCAACUAAUGACAACAAAGAUCCUCAAUCUCUUCAAUCUCCUUCUGGAAAAGGCGCUUUAGCGGCGCAUCAGGAAGCCUUCAAAGCGGCAGCCUCUCAAUACUUCUCCCUUCUAUCUUCAAUUGACGUCCGUCUCCGCAGACAAGUUUACGCUCUCGAAGAAGCAUCUAUUAUUCGCCCUGAAUCCACAGUGAAGACAGGAGAAGGUGUUGGUACUACCGCUUUCAACCCCCUUGAAACUAGCUGGUUAAAUACACGGAAAGACACUGUUGGGAAAGAUAAGGAGGCGGAACUCUGGGCGCAGGCGAGAGACUAUGUGAAUGCAUUGAUAUCUACGGGCGGCGAGGACUCUAGUGAAACAGAAGCUGGCGACGCACCAUUGAAGCAAAUGGAAAUUGAUUGA
This is a messenger RNA of Uncinocarpus reesii 1704, 537 nucleotides long. RefSeq lists its product as uncharacterized. Bases 1 to 537 code for a protein of 178 amino acids. The transcript is spliced from 2 exons. The record is from RefSeq and is a predicted model, not a curated record. Gene Ontology annotation, biological process: regulation of transcription by RNA polymerase II. Gene Ontology annotation, molecular function: transcription coregulator activity. Gene Ontology annotation, cellular component: mediator complex. NCBI's taxonomy places the organism in Eukaryota, Fungi, Ascomycota, Eurotiomycetes, Onygenales, Onygenaceae.